UGAAUGGCAGUGAAAAGGAGUCACAGGAGAUCACAGCGCAGAGAGUUUGGCCCCUUUUGGCGAGAUGGUUGAGUCCUCGUCAAGGUUGCUGUGGGAUCCCAGCAUCACCGUUCACUUCGAGCCACACCGUGAUCCGCUCCGCUUCUGGCUGAGGGAAAGAACAACUACCUUCAUGUGAAUAUGAACAUAGAUGACACAGAGGGGCACAGCGUCAGAUCAACGGGAUUCCUGUCCGUUUUCAAGAGAGGAUGUAUUAGAUGUGGUCCGGUGGACUCCCAAGCAAAGAAAAUGGGGAUUAAAACUGGAGUUACAUUUUGGAAUCUGAUAUUUUUUAUGAUGGUCACAUGCGUGCGAGGUUUCAUAUAUACAUGUGGUGGAACAUUAAAAGGAAGGAAUGGGACCAUUGAAAGUCCUGGUUUUCCAUAUGGAUAUCAGAACGGGGCAAACUGUACGUGGGUUAUUGUAGCAGAGGAGGGCAACCGAAUUCAAAUAGUCUUUCAGUCAUUCGCAGUGGAGGAGGACUAUGACUUUUUAUCUCUCUACGAUGGACACCCGCACCCAGCUAACUUCAGGACGAGGUUAACGGGUUUCCAAAUCCCACCUCCUGUCACAAGCACUGGGUCUGUAUUCUCCUUGAGACUCACCAGUGACUUCGCCGUGAGCGCGCACGGCUUUAAAAUCUACUAUGAAGAAUUGCAGAGCAGUUCUUGUGGGAACCCUGGCGUCCCGCCUAAAGGCAUCCUGUACGGGACACGCUUUAAUGUAGGCGACAAGAUCCGCUACAGCUGUGUAACCGGCUAUGUGCUGGACGGCCAUCCUCAGCUCACCUGUGUGACCAAUGCAGGCAAUGCUGCCGUGUGGGACUUCCCAGUGCCCAUCUGCAGAGCUGAGGACACAUGUGGUGAUACUCUGAGGGGUUCAAGUGGCAUCAUUACGAGUCCCAAUUUCCCGAGUGAAUAUUACAAUAGUGCGGACUGUACGUGGACCAUACUUGCUGAUCCCGGAGACACCAUCUCCAUCAUUUUUACAGACUUCCAGACGGAGGAAAAGUACGAUUACUUGGAGGUGGAGGGGUCCGAGCCGCCAACAAUAUGGUUAUCCGGAAUGAAUGUCCCAUCUCCUAUUGUUAGCAACAAGAACUGGCUGAGGUUACACUUUGUUACUGACAGCAACCAUCGAUACAAAGGCUUCAGCGCCCAUUAUCAAGUGAAAAGGUCUGUAGAUUUCAAAUCUAGAGGAGUAAAAUUAUUCCCUGGCAAAGACAACAGCAACAAGUUUUCUAUCUUAAACGAAGGAGGAAUCAAACAGGCCUCUAACUCCUGUCCAGACCCAGGGGAACCUGAAAACGGCAAGCGCAUUGGCAACGACUUUAGUAUUGGUGCCACAGCCCAGUUCACCUGUGAUGAAGACCACGUUCUCCAGGGCUCCAAGAGCAUCACCUGUCAGAGAGUGGCGGAGGUGUUCGCAGCUUGGACUGAUCAUAGACCUGUUUGUAGAGUGAAAACUUGUGGAUCUAAUCUUCAAGGUCCAUCGGGGACGUUCACCUCACCCAAUUUCCCCAUUCAGUAUGAGAGCAACUCCCAGUGUGUGUGGAUCAUCACAGCCAGCAACCUAAACAAGGUGAUUCAGAUUAACUUUGAGGAGUUUGACCUAGAACUGGGCUAUGACACACUAACCAUCGGUGAUGGAGGGGAAGUAGGAGACCCGAAAACCAUUUUGCAAGUUCUGACUGGCAGCUUUGUUCCCGACCUCAUCGUUAGCAUGACCCAUCAGAUGUGGCUUCACCUCCAGUCUGAUGAAAGCGUGGGAUCUAUAGGCUUCAAGAUCAACUACAAAGAAAUCGACAAGGAGAGCUGUGGGGACCCAGGCACCCCUUUGUAUGGGAUGAGAGAAGGAGAUGGAUUCUCUAAUGGUGACGUGUUACGCUUUGAGUGCCAAUUUGGAUUUGAGCUUAUUGGAGAGAAGACAAUAUCCUGUCAGAACAACAACCAGUGGUCUGCCAACAUCCCCAUCUGCAUUUUUCCCUGUCUUUCAAACUUCACUGCACCCAUGGGCACAGUGCUCUCUCCGGAUUACCCAGAGGGCUAUGGGAACAACCUUAACUGGUGGCUGAUCCUAUCAGAACCCGGCAGCCGUAUCCACUUGGCCUUCAAUGACUUUGACCUAGAGGCUCCAUAUGACAUCCUGACCGUGAAGGAUGGAGAGAUGCUUGACUCGUCUGUGCUUGGCCGUUUCACUGGGGCAGAGGUGCCGUCCCACCUCACCAGCAACAACAACAUUCUCCGGCUGGAGUUCCAGGCUGACCACUCCAUGUCGGGCAGAGGUUUCAACAUUACCUACACCACAUUUGGCCAUAAUGAGUGUCCGGAUCCAGGAGUCCCCCUGAACGCCAGACGUUUCGGUGACAGUUUCCAGCUAGGCAGCUCCAUCUCGAUCAUCUGCGAGGAUGGCUUCAUUAAGACACAGGGAGCAGAAACCAUCACUUGUGAGCUCAGCGGUGGCAAGGUGAUGUGGAGCGGCCCCAUCCCAAAGUGUGAAGCUCCCUGUGGAGGCCACUUCUCAGCUCCGAGUGGAGUUAUUUUAUCUCCUGGGUGGCCUGGUUACUACAAAGAUUCGCUCAACUGUGAGUGGGUCAUAGAGGCUGAACCGGGACGCUCCAUCAAGAUCACAUUUGAGAAAUUUCAGACAGAGUUGAAUUGUGAUUUCCUGGAGCUUCAUGAUGGGCCCAAUCUUCUCUCUCCUCUAAUUGGCUCGUUCAACGGCACCCAAGUGCCUCAGUUCCUAUUCAGCAGCGGCAACCACCUGUACAUGCUUUUCACCACUGACAACAGCCGCUCAAACAGUGGCUUCAAGAUCCUGUAUGAAAGCGUAACAAUAGAUGCCUACUCCUGCCUGGAUCCAGGGAUUCCAGUCAACGGUCUUCGCUAUGGUCAGGACUUCUCCAUCGGUUCCACCGUGUCCUUUGGCUGUGACUCAGGCUACCGCCUCAGCCACGAAGAGCCAUUGGUCUGUGAAAAGAACCAUUGGUGGAGCCACCCACUACCCACCUGUGACGCACUCUGCGGGGGUGAUGUUCGAGGACCUGGAGGUACCAUCCUGUCCCCAGGAUACCCUGAGGUCUACCCCAGCUCCCUUAACUGCACUUGGACUGUGGAGGUCAGCCAUGGCAAAGGUGUUCAGUUCACCUUUAACACCUUCCACCUGGAGGAUCAUCAUGACUACCUGCUCAUCACUGAGAAUGGGAGUUUUGUUCAGCCGCUCGCCCGCCUCACAGGCGCAGAACUGCCCUCGCCCAUCAACGCGGGGCUCUAUGGCAACUUCAAGGCCCAGCUCCGCUUCAUAUCUGAUUUCUCCAUCUCCUACGAAGGGUUCAACAUCACAUUUUCAGAAUACAACCUGGAGCCAUGCGAGGAUCCAGGAGUGCCACAUUUCGGGCGGCGUAACGGUUACAGCUUUGGCAUCGGAGAUACACUUACCUUUUCCUGCAAUAUGGGCUACCGCCUGGAGGGAGUACCAGAAAUCAUUUGCCUGGGAGGGGGUCGGCGCAUGUGGAGCGCACCUCUGCCAAGGUGUGUUGCUGAGUGCGGCUCAUCUGUCAUCAACAAUGAAGGGAUUCUGCUGUCACCAAAUUACCCCAUGAACUACGAGAACAACCAUGAGUGCAUUUACAGCAUACAGGUGCAGGCUGGGAAAGGAAUCAACAUUUCUGCCAGAACAUUCCAUCUGGCCCAGGGUGACAUUCUGAAGAUCUAUGAUGGUAAAGACAACGCGGCUCACAUGCUGGGGGCCUUCACCGGUUCAUCUAUGCUGGGUCUGACCCUCAUCAGCACCUCCAAUCACCUUUGGCUGGAGUUCUACAGUGAUGCAGAGGCCACUGGAGAAGGCUUCAAACUGGUCUAUUCCAGUUUUGAGCUUUCUCACUGUGAGGACCCUGGGGUGCCCCAGUUUGGCUUCAAGGUCAACGACCAGGGCCACUUCUCUGGCAGCACCAUCACCUACAAGUGCGACCCCGGAUACACACUGCACGGCAGCGGCUUGCUCAAAUGCAUGACAGGAGAGAGGCGGGCCUGGGAUAAUCCUCUUCCUUCCUGCAUCGCUGAAUGCGGUGGACGUUUUAAAGGGGAGACAUCAGGACGCAUUUUGUCGCCAGGUUAUCCGUUCCCCUAUGACAACAAUCUGCGCUGUACCUGGGUUGUCGAGGUGGAUUCGGGCAACAUCAUCAGCCUACAGUUUCUAGCCUUCGACACCGAAGCAUCCCACGACAUCCUGAGGGUAUGGGACGGGCCUCCAGAGAAUGAGAUGUCUUUGAGGGAGGUGAGUGGCUCUCUGCUACCGGAGAACGUCCACAGUACUCUCAACAUGAUUACCAUUCAGUUCGAGACUGACUUCUACAUCAGCAAGUCUGGAUUUGCCAUAGAGUUCUCCAGUUCAGUGGCCACUGCCUGCAGGGAUCCAGGAGUGCCUAUGAACGGCAGUCGUAAUGGAGAUGGUCGGGAGCCUGGAGACACUGUAACCUUUCAGUGUGAUCCUGGGUAUGAACUGCAGGGAGAUGUAAAGAUUACUUGCAUUCAAGUGGAGAACCGCUACUAUUGGCAACCAAGCCCUCCUGUCUGUAUAGCUCCGUGUGGGGGCAAUCUCACCGGUUCCUCUGGGUUUAUUCUGUCGCCCAACUUCCCUCAUCCAUACCCGCACAGCAAGGACUGCGACUGGCUCAUAGCCGUCAACUCUGAUUACGUCCUGUCUCUUGCAUUCAUCAGCUUCAGCAUAGAGCCCAACUAUGACUUCUUGUAUAUCUACGAUGGACCGGACAGCAACAGCCCGCUGAUCGGGAGCUUUCAGGACAGCAAGCUUCCAGAACGAAUAGAGAGCAGCUCCAACACCAUGUACCUGGCCUUUCGCAGUGAUGGCUCUGUCAGCUACACUGGCUUCCACCUGGAGUACAAAGCUAAGCUGAGGGAGUCAUGCUUUGAUCCCGGUAAUGUGAUGAAUGGCACUCGGUUGGGCAGCGACUACAAGCUGGGCUCCACUGUGACCUUCUACUGUGAGGCAGGCUACGUCCUCCAGGGCUAUUCCACGCUUACCUGCAUUAUGGGUGAUGAUGGCAGGCCUGGCUGGAACAGGGGGCUGCCCAGCUGUCAAGCACCAUGUGGAAGUCGGUCUACUGGGACUGAAGGAACCGUGCUGUCACCGAAUUUCCCAAGGAACUACACAACGGGACAGAGCUGUGUGUACUCUAUCUCUGUACCCAGGGAGUUUGUUCUAUUUGGACAGUUUGUCCUGUUCCAGACAUCGUUGAAUGAUGUUGUGGACAUUUAUGAUGGGCCAACACAGCAGUCCUCUCUGCUGUCUUCUCUCUCUGGGUCUCACUCAGGCGAGUCGUUGCCUUUGAGUACAGGAAAUCAAAUAACUAUCAAGUUUACUACAGUUGGACCGGAAACUGCCAAAGGCUUUCAUUUUGUCUACCAAGCCGUACCAAGGACCAGUGCCACGCAGUGCAGCUCUGUUCCAGAACCUCGUUUCGGCAAACGAAUUGGCAACAACUUCGCCGUGGGCGCGUCAGUGAUGUUCGAGUGUAACCCAGGCUACACGCUCCACGGCUCCACUGCCAUUCACUGUGAAACCGUCCCUGAUGCUCUGGCUCAGUGGAACGACACGUUGCCCACUUGCGUCGUGCCUUGCGGAGGGAUACUGGCAAUGCGUAAGGGGACCAUUUUGUCCCCGGGUUACCCGGAACCCUACGAUAACAACCUCAACUGUGUGUGGAAGGUGUCUGUUCCUGAGGGAGCUGGAAUCCAAAUCCAAGUUGUGAGUUUUGCCACGGAACAUAACUGGGAUUCUCUGGAUUUCUAUGAUGGUGCAGACAACAAUGCACCCAGACUGGGCAGCUAUUCAGGAACCACCAUUCCUCAGCUCCUGAAUAGCACAUCUAACAACCUCUACCUGAACUUUGUGUCAGACAUCAGUGUGUCAGCAGCAGGCUUCCAUCUGGAAUACACCGCUAUUGGCCUAGAUACAUGUCCAGAGCCUCAGACUCCGACCUAUGGGAUUAAAGUAGGGGAUCGAUACAUGGUGGGAGAUGUUGUCAUGUUCCAGUGUGAGCUAGGAUAUUCUUUACAGGGAAAUGCUCAUAUCACAUGCAUGCCUGGACCAGUGAGGAGGUGGAAUUAUCCGGUACCUCUUUGCCUCGCUCAUUGUGGUGGAUCCAUGACGGAGGUUAGCGGAGUAAUUCUGAGCCCUGGUUUUCCUGGCAACUACCCAAGUGGUCUGGACUGCACCUGGACGGUCACCCUUCCCAUUGGCUUCGGAAUCCACGUGCAGUUCCUGAACUUCUCCACUGAGGCAAUCCACGACUACCUGGAGAUCCGAAGCGGGCCUAGUGAGACUGGUACAGUGAUUGACAGGUUCAGUGGGCCGCAGGUUCCUGAGUCGCUCUUCAGCACCACCCACGAAACCAGCUUCUUCUUUCACAGCGACUAUUCCCAGAAUAAACCUGGAUUUCAUAUUACAUACCAAGCCUAUCAGCUGCAGAGCUGUCCUGACCCCCGACCUUUCAGGAAUGGUAUCGUAAUAGGCAGUGACUUUAGCGUGGGCAUGACGGUGUCUUUCGAGUGUUUACCCGGUUACUCACUCAUCGGCGAGACCUCUUUAACAUGCCUCCAUGGAAUCAGCAGGAACUGGAACAACCCUAUACCACGCUGUGAAGCUCUGUGUGGUGGAAACAUUACCUCCAUGAACGGCACCAUCUUCUCCCCGGGUCACCCAGCUGAAUACCCCAACUUCCAGGACUGUGUGUGGAGUGUCCGGGUGCCCCCUGGAAAUGGCAUCUACAUCAACUUCACCGUCCUCAGCACUGAACCCAUCUACGACUACAUCACUGUGUGGGAUGGUCCUGACCAGAGUUCGCCCCAGAUCGGUCAAUUCAGUGGUAACACAGCCCUGGAGUCUGUCUACAGCACGUCCAAUCAGAUCCUCAUCAAGUUCCACAGCGACUUCAGUGGAAGUGGUUUCUUUGUGCUUAGUUACCAUGCCUACCAGUUACGAGUCUGCCAGCCUCCAUUGGAAGUGGCAAACGCAGAUAUCCUGAUGGAGGAUAAUGAGUUGGAGAUAGGUGAUAUUAUCCGCUAUCGCUGUCACCCCGGAUUCACCCUGGUGGGGAGCGAGAUUUUGACAUGCAGGCUGGGAGAACGGCUACAGAUGGACGGACACCCUCCUUCCUGCCAAGUGCAAUGUCCUGCUCAUGAUGUCCGAUUUGACUCAUCUGGGGUGAUUUUGAGCCCUGGGUAUCCAGACAGUUACCCCAACCUACAGAUGUGUUCUUGGAGCAUCAACGUGGAGAAGGGCUACAACAUCACCCUGUAUUUUGAGUUUUUCCAGACAGAGAAAGAAUACGACAUUCUGGAAGUCUUUGAUGGACCCACAAUUCAUAGUCAGACACUGGCUACAUUGAGUGGUGACCUCCCCACACCCUUCAACAUCACCACCACUGGCCACCAGCUUCUUCUGCGCUGGUCAGCUGACCACGGCACCAAUAAGAGGGGGUUCCGCAUCCGCUAUGUCGCUCUGUACUGCAGCACCCCGGACUCUCCUCUCCAUGGAUCCAUAAGCAGCCAGACCGGAGGACACCUAAACAGCCUGGUACGCUGGGCCUGUGAUCGUGGAUACCGGCUUAUUGGGAAGAGCACUGCCGUUUGCAAGAAGACCCCCUUCGGCUACUAUGCCUGGGACGCCCCGGUUCCUGCUUGCCAAGCUGUCUCCUGUGGGGUGCCCAAGGCUCCUGUGAAUGGAGGAGUGCUUGCCAUGGACUACUCAGUGGGUACACGUGUGACCUACUUCUGCAACGAUGGCUACCGGCUGUCCUCCAAAGAGUUGACCAGUGCUGUGUGCCAGCCUGACGGCACCUGGAGCAACCACAACAAAGUCCCUCGCUGCUCAGUUGUGGUUUGCCCAAGUAUCGGAUCUUUCUCUCUGGAACAUGGAAGAUGGCGGAUCGUUAACGGUUCGCAUUAUGAGUACAGGACCAAAAUCAUCUUCACCUGUGAUCCUGGCUAUUACCGCUUAGGCCCCGCCCACAUUCAGUGCAUGGCCAAUGGUGUGUGGAGCUGGAAGAACGAAAGGCCCCACUGCCAAAUCAUCUCAUGUGGGGAUCUGGCCACACCUCCCAGUGGCAAGAAAAUUGGAACUCAGACCUCCUUUGGGGCCACAGCCAUAUUUACAUGUGACAAUGGGUAUAUGCUGGUGGGAUCUACUGUGAGAGAGUGUCUAUCUUCUGGUCUGUGGAGUGGAACAGAGACGCGCUGCUUGGCUGGCCACUGUGGUUUACCCGAGCAGAUCGUCAACGGUCAGGUGAUCGGGGAGAACUUCGGCUACAGAGACACGGUAGUGUACCAGUGCGUCUCCGGCUUCCGCCUCAUCGGCUCCUCUGUGCGCAUCUGCCAACAAGACCACAACUGGUCCGGACAGCUGCCCAUCUGCGUCCCCAUCAGCUGCGGGCAUCCAGGGAGCCCCAUCUAUGGGCGUACCGUAGGCAAUGGCUUCAACCUGAAUGAUGUGGUGAGCUUCUCCUGCAACAUGGGAUACGUGAUGGAGGGCCCUUCUCGGGCUCAGUGUCAGGCCAACCGACAGUGGAGCCAGCCACCACCAACAUGUAAAGUUGUCAAUUGCUCUGAUCCUGGGAUUCCAGCCAACUCUAUCAGGCAGAGUAAGAUCGAGCAUGGAAACUUUACCUUUGGCACGGUGGUAUUCUACGACUGCAACCCCGGCUAUUACCUGUUUGGCUCUCCUGUCCUCACCUGCCAGCCCACGGGUCAGUGGGACAAACCGCUGCCCGAGUGUAUCGUGGUGGACUGCGGACAUCCUGGAUCUCCUCCCAAUGGAGUGCUGAGCGGGGACAAAUUCACCUUUGGCGCCACGGUGCGCUACAGCUGCAUGGGUGGCCGGCAACUGAAGGGCGAGUCCUCACGAACCUGCCAGCUCAACGGCCAUUGGAGCGUACCCAUGCCCUUUUGCUCAGGUGAUUCAUCAGGGACAUGCGGUGACCCAGGCACACCAUCCCAUGGCAGCAGAGAUGAGAGUGACUUUCGAAUACGUAGUAAAGUGCACUUCAGCUGCUCGGUGGGAUACGAGCUUUUUGGCUCCGCAGAAAGGAUGUGCUUCCCCAACGGCACAUGGUCCGGUACUCAGCCCUCCUGCAAACCGGUGCAGUGUGGUAACCCUGGGACUCCCAGUAAUGGACGGGUAUAUCGACUGGACGGCACCACCUUCUCACAUUCAGUCAUCUAUUCCUGUAUGGAUGGUUACCUGCUAAGUGGUUCCACCACACGGCAAUGCCAAGCUAACGGCACCUGGUCUGGCACUGCACCCAACUGCACCUUGAUCAACUGUGGAGACCCAGGAGUGCCAGCCAAUGGCCUGAGAUAUGGUGAAGACUUCACCAUUGGACAAAACAUCACUUUCAUGUGCCAGCCUGGCUAUACAAUGGAAAUCGAGAGUUUCUCCACCAUCACUUGUACCGGAAAUGGUACCUGGAACGCCCCUGUGCCUUUCUGUAAAGCCGUUACCUGCACAGCUCCUCCACCCAUCUCAAACGGCCUCCUGGAGGGACGUGACUUUGAGUGGGGCACCAGCGUGAGUUACAGCUGCUCCCCAGGAUAUGAGCUCUCUUUCCCUGCCAUUCUCACCUGUGUGGGCAAUGGUACAUGGAGUGGUGAGGUGCCCCAGUGCUUGCCUAAGUUCUGUGGGGAUCCGGGAAUCCCUGCUUUUGGCUCGAGGGAAGGCCGCAGCUUCAUCUUCCAGUCCGAGGUGUCAUUUAACUGCAUGGCUCCCUACAUCCCAGUAGGCAGUACUACACGCAUUUGCCAGGCUGAUGGCACCUGGAGUGGAUCCCAGCCUCGCUGUAUAGAGCCAACUCGUACCACCUGUGAGAACCCUGGGACGCCCCGUUAUGGCUCUCUUAACAGGACUUUUGGCUUUAAGGUUGGGAGUAUGGCGUCUUUCCAGUGUCAGCCUGGUCACCUGCUGCAGGGCUCCACCACACGACUCUGCCAGGCCGACCUAACCUGGAGCGGGACCCAGCCAGAGUGCAUCCCCCACAGUUGUAAACAGCCAGAGAGUCCUCCUCAUGUGGAUGUCAUGGGUAUGGAUCUACCCUCCUAUGGUUACACGCUCAUCUACACUUGCCAGACUGGCUUCUUUUUGUCUGGUGGCUCUGAGCACCGGGUCUGCAAGUCUGAUGGAACCUGGACUGGGAAGAUGCCUGUGUGUCGAGCGGGCUCCAAACUCUCCGAAAAGCCUAUUAAACCUGUCCCAGGGACACCGAGUCCAAAGCUAAAUGUUCCUGAUGAUGUAUUUGCCCCUAACUACAUCUGGAAGGGCUCAUAUAACUACAAAGGAAGAAAACAACCAAUGACUUUGAGUAUCACAAGCUUUAAUACAACCACGGGUAGAGUUAACGUCACAUUAACAAGCAGCAACAUGGAACUACUGCUUUCAGGUGUCUAUAAGAGCCAGGAAGCACGUCUGAUGCUGCUGGUGUAUCAUGUGAAAGCGUCCUCAUCCACCACACUCAGCAAGAUCAAAGAAGACCAGUGGACCCUGGAUGGAUUUGUGUCUCCUGAACCAGAUGGGUCCACAUAUGUCUUUCAAGGCUUUAUACAGGGUAAAGACUACGGCCAGUUUGGCCUGCAAAGGCUAGGUUUGAAUAUGUCAGAAAGUAAUAAUUCGUCAAAUCCACCACAUGGUACAAACAGUAGCUCUGUGGCCAUAGCAAUCCUUGUGCCUUUUUUCGCCCUGAUAUUUGCAGGCUUCGGAUUUUAUCUCUACAAGCAGCGGACUACUCCAAAAACCCAGUACACAGGCUGUUCGGUUCACGAGAACAACAACGGGCAGGCCGCCUUCGAGAACCCCAUGUACAACACCAACACAAAGUCCUCGGAAGGCAAAGCUGUCCGAUUUGACCCCAAUCUGAACACAGUCUGCACAAUGGUAUAAUUAGGUCCGCCUGACACGAGAACAUCUGUGGAGUUUUUUAUUUAAGGGUUUUUGCUUUGUUUUUUUAAAUGGAGGUGGAAACAAUCGCAUUACAGUCAUGGACGGAUUUGUCUGAGACUCGCAGAGGAUGUCUAGCACAAACGCUGUUGCCCUUCCUCUGAUAUAUAAAGCACACUCUUCAGGAACCAUUUUGACCAUGUGCGUCCGCAGAGGACAUGUAUGAAAUAUGAAACACAUUGUCAUGGGGGAUUUUUUUUUUGAAGACUCACUCUGAAAAGCUUCUUCAUGACGGAAAGCAUGAAGAGAUUCUUCUGCUACCUUAUUCACACUCCGUGAGUGCUUCUUCACAGUUGACUGGGUAUUUUUUUAGGGGAAAGGGAUCUGUAAAUCUACUUGCAUAUAUAUGAGGAGCAUUCACCACCUAUAUUUUUGUGCUAUAUAUUACCACAUGGGAGAGGCCAAAAGAGAACGAAUCUAACAAGAGUUUAUGAGGAGAUUCACAUCGACCGAUAUGUUAUUUCUCUGACGGUUUUGUACUGUACGCAGUGUUUUAUUUACAGCUCAUUCACAGUCAUUCCUUUAGCUUCGGUUCCUGAUGUCGCCAGUCAUCUCUGUGAUUGGACAUCGAGGCAUUAUGUGAUGUGUUUGGGUAAAAUGAGAGAAAAUGUGUGGAAAAGUGGUGUGUCGUUACCUCCUGAGGAUUUUUUUUUUAAUAAUUGUUAUAGAUCUUUGAUAUUCAGUAUGUGUGUCUGUUGAUAAGCACCCAUCUUCAGAAUGGGCCGUCGGACAAAUGUCAGCAUUUUGACCUGAAGCCUGCAGAUUAGUUUUUCUUUUCUAUUUAUUUUUAAUUGGUGUUUCGGUGUGGAAGUGUCAUUGAGCUCCAUUUGUAUUUGGUAAACAAAUUUGAUAUGAUAAUUUGGUCAUUAUAACAACUUGCCAUUCUUAUUAUUACUGUUAUUGUAUAAAAAAAUUUGUAUAAAAUGAAAUGCACUUGACAUUUAUACAGUAUACUUUUAUAUAAACCUCAGAUUACAUACGGUAACAGACAAAUGCAUGUUUCUUAAGGUAUAUUGAUAUAUGGUGGCAACAAUAUGAUCAUAUCUAUCGUGUACAUAUGGCCCGUCAAACACCUUUCCGGUUAUGUCUGACCUUGUUGUGUUUUACACUAAACACGUUCAUCCAAAUCAUUAGCAAACAUUGAUUAUUUGACCUUAAAAAAUAUCUAAAGUGGGUUUGGUCAACCUAAAUGAAGUUACUACAAAGAAACUAGACAUAUCACACUAUAUGUUUGAUAGGAGAUGAAAUUCUGAAGAACGCAGGGUCAGACACUGUUGGUCAUGUGUUUCCAGGCCUGCAAGCUGUGAGAUUCAUUCCAGUGCCUUCUAAAGUACUCACCACCACAUUUUCCUAAACAGGUCAUAUGAAAGGAUAUUGAAAAUGAUUAUGUGUCAGUAGAAUGAAUGUGAUAUUACAGUCCAGGUACGCUGUUGUGCAUCGGCAGGAGUGAACGCUGCAGUCUUCAGGAGGCUAUGCUGACAUCAAUGUCCUGGAGUUCCAAAAUCCAACAAACCAACCUGUGAUAUUUUUUGCAUUCAUUUUUGCACUCAGCCAUAGGGAUUUGCAGUCUUGCACAUCAUUGACAUUACUGAUUUAUUUGAAUUUAUUAUUUAUCUCUAGGAUUUUGUUUAAAUACAUGGCAGAUUUUUACACAGUGCCUACCAAAAACCAUGUGACCCAGGUCUGCUGCUUCCUCACUUCCUCUACUCAUUCCUCACCUUCUGCCAUAUAGUUUAUGGAUUUUAAUUUCUCCCCGCCCCUUGAAAUGUGUGGCUCAGAAAUACAAUUUUAUCCAACGCCACUGCCCGUCCGAGACAUUUUAAGUACCUUCGCCAGUCUGAACUUAUUUGCCAACAACAGCUUUUGCUAUAACUGACUGCAAUAAAAGAAAACACACAUUUAUGAUAAAAAAAGGACACUUUUCGAUCAAACAGAUGAAUAUUUGCAGUACAGCUGGGUACUCCUCCCAUGUUAAUGCAUUCAAAAGAGAUAUAAAAAGAGGGUAAAAAAGAAUAUAAAAAAAGUUUUGUAAAGAAAUAUAUUUUUAUGAAGAAAUUAUUUGUAAAAUGUAUGAAACUAUUAUGUAAAUUUUCAAUGCAAUGUAAGA
Molecule: messenger RNA, 13150 nt
Organism: Onychostoma macrolepis
Lineage: Eukaryota; Metazoa; Chordata; Actinopteri; Cypriniformes; Cyprinidae
Gene: csmd3b
Product: CUB and Sushi multiple domains 3b
Biological process (GO): regulation of dendrite development
Source: RefSeq, a predicted model, not a curated record